This is a messenger RNA of Aspergillus mulundensis, 1011 nucleotides long. RefSeq names its product NAD(P)H-quinone oxidoreductase. Gene Ontology annotation, molecular function: oxidoreductase activity. The record is from RefSeq and is a predicted model, not a curated record. The transcript has 3 exons. NCBI's taxonomy places the organism in Eukaryota, Fungi, Ascomycota, Eurotiomycetes, Eurotiales, Aspergillaceae. The coding region runs from base 1 to 1011 and encodes 336 amino acids.
AUGUCCUCUCAAAAGACUAUGCGGGCCAUCGCCAUCAAAAAUGGCAAAGGUCCCGCCGAUGCCCUCUUCAUCGACAACAUUCCCGUCCCCGAGCUCGGUGCCACGCAAGCCCUCGUCAAGGUCAAAGCAUUCGGCCUGAACCGCAUGGACCUCCUCCAGCGCGAAGGCCAGUACCCAGUCCCCCCUCAAGCCCCCUCAACCCUGGGCGUCGAAUUCUCCGGAACAAUCACGGAACUCGGCAACGGCGCGACAGAGGACUUCAAGGUCGGCGAUGAGGUGUUUGGACUGGCAUACGGUGGCGCCUACGCCGAAUACAUCGCCGUUGCGACGGGAAUGCUCAUCCACAAGCCAAAGGAGUUGUCGUGGGAGGAGGCGGCGGGUAUUCCGGAGACAUGGAUCACAGCAACCCAAGCCCUGCACCUCGUCGGCGCCUUCAAACCCGGCAACUCCGUCCUCUGGCACGCGGGCGCCUCCUCCGUCUCCAUAGCCGGCAUCCAGCUCGCCAAAGCCGCCGGCGCCUCCGCGAUCUACGUGACCGCGGGCUCCGACGAAAAGAUCGCCUUCUGCGUCGACAAGCUCGGCGCAACCGCGGGGUUCAACUACCGCACCCAGAACUGGGCCGAGGAGCUCUCCAAGGCGACGGAGGGCCGCGGCGUUGACGUCAUUGUCGACUAUAUCGGCGCUGGCUAUUUCCAGGAUAACUUGAAGAGCGCGGCGCUGGAUGGACGCAUCGUUAACCUUGCGUUCCUGGGUGGGAUCAAGGUUGAGAAUGUGGAUAUCUCGUACUUCCUGCGCAAGAGGGUGAGGUAUGAGGGGAGUACGCUGCGGAGUCGGGAUGAGGAGUAUCAGAGGAAGCUGCGCGAUAUGGUUGUUGAGAAUGCGUUGGAGAAGUUGACGAGUGGGGAGUUUAAGGUGUUUAUUGAGAAGGUGUUUGGGUUUGAGGAUGUGGUCGCGGCGCAUAAGUUGAUGGAGAGUAAUCAGACGAAGGGGAAGAUUAUUUGUACUAUCUAG